This is a messenger RNA of Drosophila willistoni, 2216 nucleotides long. RefSeq names its product protein GDAP2 homolog (gene Gdap2). Bases 5 to 1705 code for a protein of 566 amino acids. Lineage: Eukaryota; Metazoa; Arthropoda; Insecta; Diptera; Drosophilidae. The record is from RefSeq and is a predicted model, not a curated record. The transcript is spliced from 11 exons.
AGCAAUGCGUCUCGAUACAAAUUCCAAUGUGGACUUUAAAGCCUUCGAAUCGAGCCCCAAUUCCAGCCCCUCCAGCUCCGCCUCCGCAUCAGCCAGUUCCACAAGCAGCACAUGUCUUAUCAAAUUGGACAAUUUGGCCACCUGGGGUGGAACACACAAAACGGACACAAGGCUACCCAUAACGGAUUACUCCACAUUGGGUGGCCCCCGGCACAAUCGUUCCCCCUUUCCCCUAUCCACAGAUGUGAAUAAUCGCUUUGUUAUAUGGGAUGGCGACCAGACCUGUCUGGAUGUGGAUGCCAUCACAAAUUCAAGCGUUGAAAAAUUGACUGAAAGCAAUAUCAUAUCGGAGCGUAUAUUUGCCAGGGCAGGAAAUCAAUUAAAAGACGAAUUACUCACAAAUUGCACAAAGAAUGGUGAAUGCCGCUCUGGUGAUGUACGCAUCACGCGUGGUUACAAUCUGCCAGCCAAAUAUGUUCUACACACAGUGGCACCUGCCUAUAGAGAAAAAUUUAAGACAGCUGCCGAAAAUACUUUGCAUUGUUGUUAUAGAAAUGUUCUCUGUAAGGCCAAGGAACUGAAUUUACGUACAAUAUCAAUUUGUAAUAUUAGCGCCAAUCAGAAAAGCUUUCCAGCCGAUGUGGCAUCUCAUAUUGCACUACGCACCAUUCGUCGUUAUCUGGACAAGUGUCCAUUGCAGGUUGUGAUAUUAUGCGUUAGUCCCAGCGAACGUGGUAUCUACGAAGUGCUGGCCCCAUUAUAUUUUCCACGCGAUCAGCUGGAGGAGCGCAGCGCCCUGUGGCAGCUGCCCAAGGAUAUUGGCGGUGAAUUUGGUGAGCCUCAACAUCCGGAUCCGGAUCGUCAGAUACGUAUUAUACGUAAUCCUCAGCAUAGCAGUGUCCAUAUGCGUCAUCAUCAUAACCAUUGUCAGGCUGACGACGAUUCAGACGUUAGUCCCCACGAUAUGGAGGGAAAUAGUUCAGAUUUGGAAUAUGGCAACGGUGCCAGAGAUAUGAAUGGACUUAGCUUGAAUUCAUAUAGCUCAGGACUACAAGCUCAAUUGCAGCGUGACUUGGAUAGACAACAUUUGCUUAGCGAUCGUCCGCGUAAUGGUGUCUAUGAGAAUGUCAUCUCAGAAGGUGUUGAGGGCAUAGAGCAUCAAGAGAGAUACGAACGCCUUCUGAGACGAGCUCAGGUGGAGGAUUUAAAUGAGGUAUCUGGCAUUGGUUGCCUCUAUCAGAGCGGUGUUGAUCGUCUGGGACGUCCCGUGAUUGUUUUCUGUGGCAAAUGGUUUCCCGCUCAGAAUAUUGAUCUGGAAAAGGCUUUAUUGUAUUUGAUCAAAUUAUUGGAUCCCAUCGUUAAAGGAGACUAUGUUAUUGCCUACUUCCAUACACUAACAUCCACAAAUAAUUAUCCUUCACUGCAUUGGCUGCGUGAGGUCUACAGUGUAUUGCCCUACAAAUACAAAAAGAAUCUGAAAGCCUUUUAUAUUGUGCAUCCGACAUUCUGGACUAAAAUGAUGACCUGGUGGUUCACGACAUUUAUGGCACCUGCUAUUAAGGCGAAAGUUCACUCGCUGCCUGGUGUAGAGCAUUUAUAUUCGGCCAUAACCAAAGAUCAAUUGGAAAUACCCGCCUAUAUAACAGAAUACGAUAUGGCGACCAAUGGCCUACAUUAUUUUAAUCCUGUGCCGACUGCCUCGUAGAUGGCGGCCAUUGUUGCUGUCUAAAAGACAGUGAAUACCCACUAAAAUACACACACACACUUACACAUAGAUACAUACAAUCUAAUGGAAGUUUUUUAUAGAUUUUAUAGAAUGUAUUGUAUAUUUUGUUUGUUUUUACUAAGAAAAGAAAAAAAAAAUCUGUUUGUUGACACGCUAAAAAUAGGAGAAAAAAAAAACAAAAAAAAAAAACAAAUUCUUAUGAAAUGCAUGGAAAAUUAGUUAAUUAGUUUUUUUGGCAACGAUUUAAGAAAUUGAUUGACAUUUCAUAUAUAGAAAAGAAUAAUAUGUUGGAUUAGCAUGCUGAACAAAAAAAAAUGAAAGAGAAGAUAAAAAAAACAAAAACCAUUCAAUUCAAAUGCAAAAAAAAAUAUAUAUAUAUAUUGUUAGUUAUCUUUGCAAUUACAAAUUGUAUUAUUAAAUGUAUUUGGAAUAGAACGAAAAAGCAGCAGCAGUUUGAAACCCCCGAUAUAUAUAUAGAGAUAUAUACAAA